AUUUCCUUAUGUGGAAAGAAGUGUAGUUUGUAAAAUAGGGGGGUUGGACUUGAUUGAUUAGCAGGCAAAAACAACCUUACAACUUUGUACAGUAACUGUAAUUGAUAUUUUAUAAACAGGCGUUCGGUCAUACUGAUUGCCCAUGGACUUUCAUUUGAUCUCUCUCCGUAUAGCUUCGUGUUUCCAUUCUGAUGUCACACUGAUAGCGCGCGACAGAGAGCAAGAUAGGCUUUACUUGUUGCUAAAGUAAUCGCUGUAUGUCACUGUUUCUCAGCUAUUUAGCUAGCUUGGUAACGUUAGUCAGCUAGCUACCUUUCUCCAGAUUGCAAGGUUCCUGCGCAUGUAAGUGUCGCCGUUUAUUUACGUAUCGACCAUUGGGACGAUUGAUCACUGCGUGCGCGGAGGUUUGAAGGCCUGGAGACAGGUUUGGAAUGUUGGGGGGAAACGGGGCAGGAAUGGGCACAAGAGCAGGAGGCGCGCGACCAGGCAAUGGGACUGGAUUGAAUACCUCCGGAACAAAUACUGGAAUCAAUUUACCCGAAGGUGGUAGAUUCGAAGACAGAGAAUACCCAAGCGAAGUGGUUUUCAGUGGUUCUGACCAGGAGUCCGAUUCGGGGGAUGACGAGGACACUAUGGGUUCAGCCGGGGACAGAAGAGGGGUGAAGCGGGAGAGGGCUGAGAUGGAGGUCGGCUCAUCACCAGCAACGUCGAUGGGCUUGCCUGGAGGUUAUAGUGGAGUCGCCGGAGGUGCAACAGGGGCAAAGCCAGGCAAGAAGACCCGCGGGCGUGUCAAGAUAAAGAUGGAAUUCAUAGACAACAAACUUCGGAGGUACACAACUUUUAGCAAAAGGAAGACUGGUAUUAUGAAGAAGGCGUAUGAGCUCUCCACGUUGACGGGCACCCAGGUGCUCCUCCUGGUGGCCAGUGAGACGGGCCACGUGUACACCUUCGCCACGCGCAAGCUGCAGCCCAUGAUCACCAGUGAGACGGGCAAGGCCCUUAUUCAGACCUGCCUCAACUCACCUGACUCGCCGCCGCGCUCUGACCCGUCCACCGACCAGCGCAUGAGUGCCACGGGGUUCGAGGAGACCGACCUCACCUACCAGGUGUCGGAGGCCGACGGCUGCACAGAAGUUGCCAAGGACAUGAAGCCAACCUUCACUGUGGCCAACCUGCCUAGUGGCAUCAACGCGCAGCCCCUGCCUGUCUCCUCCUCUGCCCCCUCCUCCUCCUCCAGUGCCGUGGCCAUGCACCUGCAGAACAGCAAUCCCGCCACCUGCUGGCAGGUCUCAGCCGGCAUCAACACCCACAGCACCAGCACCAACGGCACGGUGCUCAAGGGCUCGGCCGCGCCCGCAGGCGUCAUGUUGCCCGGAGGUUUCACCCUCAUGUCCGGCGCUCAGCUUCCCCCCGGCACGCACACCAUCCCCCUCAGUCAGCUGCAGGCCCUCCAGGGGCCCCUGGGGCCGGCCGGCAUCGCUACCACGCACGCUCAGCAGGGCCAGCAGGCAACACUCCUCCGCCUCCCCGCAACCGUCUCGCUCACAGGAGGAGGGAUGCCCCAGCAGCUCCAGGCCAUCCAUGUACACCCCAGCAGCCAGCAGAGCUCCCUCAGCCACAGCAGCUCUGAGCUCUGUCACACCACUGGCAGCUCCACAGUGAGCCUGCCCACCACCAUUGUCACAUCAUCUGUGCCCUCCUCCGUGGCGGGUCACAUGAUGUACCCCGGUGCCCACACGGUCAUGUACGCCACGCCCACCCCCUCCCUCUCCGAUGGAGGCCUGACCGUGCUCAACACCUUCUCUCAGGCCUCCCACGCACAAUCCCAUGACGCCGGUGCUGUUCCACAGGUGUUCCUCACAAUGCCACCAGGGGCAGUGCAGCUACACCCGAUGGUGAUUGGCCAGCAGUCGAGCAGCAGCACUAGCAACCUAACAGAGCUUCAAGUGGUCAAUUUGGACGCCCACACAAAGGACGAUUGACCUGUCCACAUAUCAAUAGACUGCUUUUUACACACACUCACACCAGGGGAUCACUGACGCUUUGCCAACCCUAUUUAUUACUGCCUUUUCACAACAACUAUAUUGGUUUUAUAACAAACACAAAGAUACACACACACUCACAUAUUUACCAUGAUGUUGAAUUAGGAUUGACAUUAAGGUACAGUCAUUUUCCUUUGUAUAGAUGUAACAUACGUUUUGUGGUGAUUUUUCUUUGCAGUCGAUUAAUUAUGUGAGACACGCAUACACUGCUGGUGCUGCUGUCACAUUUUAUUCAAGGAUGUGUGUGAGAGUGCAUGAUAGCUUUUUUUGUACAGGUAAACUGAUUGCUUAAUUCAUUCUAGUUUGCACAUGAAUGUAUUUCUUUUUUUUAAGCCCAUUGUCUGUUUGGUUUUUUGGUAUUACUGCAAAUGAAUGGUAAUUUAAUAAUGCCAAUUACUGAAUUCUAUGGGUAAAUAUUUUCUGUUUUACUUUUUAUUUUAUUUUGAUGCUUUGGUGCCAAAUGGCUUUGAGACUUCUGUUUAGGGAAACCCAUCACCUUAAUCUGCGUGUUCUGUCCUGGACUAAAAACCACCAUAGAUCCAGUCAUCUAUAUAUCUGAUUAACUGAUCUACAUGAUAGAUAGGCCAAUAAAUGCAUACUGUAACAUGUAUUGAAAGCCUGAUUAAUGAAAGUUCAUAAAUAUGUCUAUAAUAUAGAUGACCAAGAC
Molecule: messenger RNA, 2709 nt
Organism: Osmerus eperlanus (European smelt)
Lineage: Eukaryota; Metazoa; Chordata; Actinopteri; Osmeriformes; Osmeridae
Gene: srfa
Product: serum response factor a
Exons: 8
Coding region: 432-1982 (516 amino acids)
Biological process (GO): positive regulation of transcription by RNA polymerase II
Molecular function (GO): DNA-binding transcription factor activity, RNA polymerase II-specific; protein dimerization activity; serum response element binding
Source: RefSeq, a predicted model, not a curated record